GGCAGCUGUCAGUGAUGAAAAUUUAAGUAAGUUUGGCAAACACAAAUAUGAAAUUAACCGUUUUGUUUAUGGUGAUGCAGCUGCUGGUGCUGCUGGCCAUUCGGGCGAAUGACCUUCCGCAGGAACAGCAGGAGUUGGCAGUUGGCUUGCAGCAGUUGCAGGACGAGAUGGCGCAUCCUUGGGGCACCCCCUGCGUUCGGGAUUGCUUGGCGGAGAAGGGCAUCCUGGCGGAGCGAGCCGGCGAAUGUCAGCAGUUCGAGCAGCAAUUCGACUGUACACUUUACUGCAUGUUUGAUGUCGAGUCGCCCUAUUAGGUCAUAAAGUGUCAUAGAGUGUCCCAUGCCAUUCCGAUCCCAGACCAGGA
Molecule: messenger RNA, 364 nt
Organism: Drosophila suzukii
Lineage: Eukaryota; Metazoa; Arthropoda; Insecta; Diptera; Drosophilidae
Source: RefSeq, a predicted model, not a curated record